ACUCACGAUCGAACAGUAAUACGGAGUGAACAGAGGAGGUCGAUAUGGGGUUAGUGAAAGGCGUGCGAACUCCCUACAGCAUCGCCCGAGCGUGCCGUCAUCUUCUAGGCCAAGUUCGUCGAUUCGUCGAUUCGCGCCAACUACGGACGAAGAAGUUGUAAUCUCACAUUAAGCGUCUGCUGUUGUCGUAAACUUAUCGUGAAAACUGCGCGCUUCGCUCAAUCUCCGCGCGAUUCAACUAUUGGCGGGUCUGCGACAAGCACAGUGAGGUACCUACGAAGAGCACCUGGACACCGUUUCAUCUGAAGCAGCACUAGACGCCCAAUCGCAUACAUUGUCACAAUUGAAGACGCGAUAAUCCACAGCGCAGCGCAGCGCAGCGACACACUUAACGCCAUGAACCCCUCACCGAACGGCUUCUACGGCAGCGGGCAGCCCAUGAUGAACCCCCCUCCUCCUCCGCGCAUAUUCGAAAGCGGCAACUUCGACCCCUCGCAAAUGCCCGGCGGCCCGAUGUUCGCGCAUACCGAUAUGGAUGAUCAGGAUGAUCAAGGAGACCCCAAGAGACGGCGCAUUGCAAGGGCGUGCGACAUGUGCCGGAAGAAGAAGAUCAAAUGCGACGGCAAAAUGCCCGCAUGCACACACUGUAUAAACUACAAGACAGAAUGCAUAUUCACCCAGGUGGAGAAAAAGAGACAGGCGCCAAAAGGUGCCAAGUACAUCGAAGGCCUCGAGAACCGCCUCGCGCGCAUGGAGUCAUUGAUGCGCUUGUCUGGCGUUCUCCCUGAAGACGACGACGGCAGUACCGACCUGGCGACAAUAGAGAGGCGACUGGCAGACAGAGUAGGCGGGUCGGUGACACCCAGGACGGGCGGGUCAAGGAGAGAAUCGCUCGCGCCUCCAACAGGGCUGUCCACACAAAACGGCACUCCAGUACCACAAACUGUGCUGAGUCCACAAAGUGACUCGACGUCACCAGAGCCCCCGAAAGAAACAACCAGAGAAGAUGCACAGGAAGAUGCCCUUGCCGAGAUGAUGUGCUCGCUCGUCACCAACAAUUGUGGAGAGACGAGAUAUAUAGGAUCCUCGUCAGGCUUCUCUAUAUUCUCCCCCAAGGGCAUCCAGUGGGUGAAUGAGAAGACAGGCGAUAAUUCCUUCCGAGAAAUGAUAUCCACAGCUGCCGUCGAGGACAAUAAAUGGAUACAAUGGCGGCCAGACGUGUUUCAGGACAUUUUCAAGCGACGCGUGUACAAACAGAUGCCACCCAAACACGAAGCGCUAUCAUUGUUGAAAGACUAUUUCGAAAAUUUCAACUGCAUGUUUCCGCUAUUCCACGAACCAACCUUCAUGCACCUCGUCGACAAGCACUACUCGAACGAUCCCUAUGAAGGAUCGGGUUGGUGGGCCAGCUUGAAUGUGGCAUUGGCUUUCGCUCAUCGAUUGCGCGUGAUGAGCAACCUCGUGCCAGCAGAAGAGGACGAAAAAGCAUGGCAGUACUUGAAAAAUGCCAUGAGCGUCAUGGUUGAGCUCACGAUGCGCAACACCGACUUACUUAGUGUCCAAGCCCUUUUAGGAAUUGGACUGUUUUUACUUGGAACGCCAAAUCCGCAACCCACUUACUUCUUCAUCGCGACUGCUAUGAGACUUGCGCACAGCAUUGGACUCCAUAAGAAAGGCUCGAAUUUCAACCUCAACGCUGCCGAGGUUGAACAACGGAAGCGCGUGUUCUGGAUUGCAUAUAUGCUUGACAAAGAUAUUUGUCUACGUUCUGGUCGCCCACCGAUACAGGACGACGAUGACAUGAAUGUCGAGCUACCCAGCGAACAUCCACCGGACAAUAUCGGUAACAUCCCACUUGCCGACGGCAAAGGGAUGAUGAACCUCUUCCGUCUCAUGUGUACAUUCUCUAUCAUCCAGAGCAAGGUUUAUAAAGGGUUAUACUCGGUCAAAGCAUCCAAACAAACAGAUGGCGAGCUUCUCAAUACUAUUGGUGAACUGGACAAAGAGCUGGAAAACUGGAAGGAUGAAAUACCCCUUGAAUUCCGCCCAGAACACGACAUCAAAGCUUCGCAUACUCCUCUUAUUUUACAGGUGGCCGUCUUGCAUCUUGGCUACUACAACUGUCUGACAACAAUACAUCGUAUGAGCGUGCAUCACGGAUACUGGACAAGUCGUCUAUCAAACUUCGCCAUCCAGGGCCUCAACGCUCGACCACUCAAUCCGAGAGUUUUCAUGUCUGCACAGCUGUGCGUGCAGGCCGCCCGCGCAUCGAUACAUCUGCUGAAGUACAUUCCAAAAGGCGACCUGUCUUGCGUAUGGUUGAUUAUAUACUUCCCGGUCACGGCGCUCGUUACACUCUUCGCAAACAUUCUACAAAAUCCGCAAGACACACGAUCGCGAUCAGAUCUGAAACUGAUGAAGUUGGUCGUCAAUUUCCUGAAUAUGCUCAAUGAUGAUCAGGGCAGUGGUAGCGUCAGACGGAUGUGCAGUGUGUGCGCUGAGUUCGAGCGCAUCGCUGCUAUCGUACUGGAAAAGGCGGAUAGAGAGCAUGCAUCGCGGCGGAAGAGAAAGCAGGGCGAUAGUGAGCAAGAUGCGCAGAUCGAGGCGACCGCAGCCGAGCUUCUGUCAACAAAUCGUAACGCGCACUCGUCACCUCAGGCUGCCACAACACCUCAAAACAACAACACCUCAGAAGGCAUGAUCUUCAACCCGGAUUUUCAUGGCUUCAACGAACCAUUCCCCUUCUCCCCAAACUUCACACAUGCCUCGCUCCAAGCAAACUCGCAAAUGGGCCAGUUCGGCUCGCCUUCCAUAACGGCGCAAAUGCUCCAGCAGCACGGCCUUCCCAUGACCACGGGCGCAGAUAUCAACGGUAACAUCAACGACAUGAAUGCAAUGGCCAUGGGCCAGUUCGACCAAACAUACAACAACGUCCCGCAGGACCUGUGGAAGAUGCCGAUGACGCUCGAAUGGGACUGGGCUGAUAUGACUGGAUACUCCGGGUACGAAGACGGUAUUAGUAUGAACGGCGUGAUGCCAGACUUCUCGCAAACGGGACAUGGCACGAGCGAGUUUAAUCAGAACGCUAUGAAUGGUGGGCGUUGACGAGGUUGAUAUCUUCAAGGGUGUGUUUAGAUUAUGCGGCCAAGGAACUCGACACAAUGUUUAAUUGCCAAUGUUUGAAGCCGGGUCAGCCUGUUCGCCGAUGAAGAUAAGGGAUUUGUAUGCAUGUUUACGAUGUCACGAAUUAGCGCUAUUUGAUUAGAAUGUCUAAUACUUUCUUCCAUCUCU
Molecule: messenger RNA, 3291 nt
Organism: Dothidotthia symphoricarpi CBS 119687
Lineage: Eukaryota; Fungi; Ascomycota; Dothideomycetes; Pleosporales; Dothidotthiaceae
Exons: 7
Coding region: 397-3105 (902 amino acids)
Biological process (GO): regulation of DNA-templated transcription; DNA-templated transcription
Molecular function (GO): DNA-binding transcription factor activity, RNA polymerase II-specific; zinc ion binding; DNA binding
Source: RefSeq, a predicted model, not a curated record